This is a messenger RNA of Ambispora gerdemannii, 144 nucleotides long. Lineage: Eukaryota; Fungi; Glomeromycota; Glomeromycetes; Archaeosporales; Ambisporaceae. The record is from the annotation of a GenBank genome assembly.
AUAGUAUUGAAAUCAAAGUUUAUCUUGACAAACAAAAAGGCAAGGAACCUGAAAAAGCACAUAAUAUUGAUACUGGAUUUGAUCUAAGAUUUCCAGAAGAUAAAUCAUUAGAAGUGAAACCAGAAAAAAUAGCCUUCAUUGACA